This is a messenger RNA of Maylandia zebra (zebra mbuna), 3607 nucleotides long. RefSeq names its product frizzled-7-A. Gene Ontology annotation, molecular function: Wnt-protein binding; Wnt receptor activity. Gene Ontology annotation, biological process: non-canonical Wnt signaling pathway; canonical Wnt signaling pathway. Gene Ontology annotation, cellular component: plasma membrane. NCBI's taxonomy places the organism in Eukaryota, Metazoa, Chordata, Actinopteri, Cichliformes, Cichlidae. The record is from RefSeq and is a predicted model, not a curated record.
AGCUGUGGAUUUACUGAUAAACUUAACUGCAGUCCAGACUACUUGAUCCACAUUGGACUGUGGGUGACUCUCAGGGAGAGUUUUACUGCUUCAUUGUGUGAGAGAAAGGACUUUUCUUUGAGAUAUGACUCUGAAAGGAUUCAUAAGCAGACCAUCACCUUUUCCUAAGAGAGGACUAUACUUUGAAAUACUUUGAAUAAAUAUUUUUUUCUAACAUUAGUUGAAUAAUAAAGGGGUCUUUGCACUGUGUUUGCAACCUUUAUUAAAACCUUUUAAAAGUUGAUCAAACUUUUUUGGAGUUGGAUCUGCUGUCAUGGCUUUGGGGGGACACUGCUCCUUUUGCUGGUGGGUUUGGGGAUUCACUCUGGUAUAUCUCUUCCAGCCUUGCAACAGUCAGCAUGAUCGAGGAAUUUCCAUCCCUGAGCAUGGCUUCUGCCAGCCCAUCUCCAUCCCCCUGUGCACUGACAUUGCCUACAACCAGACCAUCAUGCCCAACCUGCUGGGGCACACCACCCAGGAGGACGCCGGGCUCGAGGUGCACCAAUUUUAUCCUCUGGUCAAAGUCCAAUGCUCCUUGGACCUUAAGUUCUUCCUGUGCUCCAUGUACGCACCGGUCUGCACCGUUCUAGACCAGGCAAUCCCUCCCUGCAGAUCUCUGUGUGAGCGGGCUCGGCAGGGCUGCGAGGCACUCAUGAACAAAUUUGGAUUCCAGUGGCCUGAGAGACUGCGCUGUGAGAACUUUCCCAUCCAUGGGGCAGGAGAGAUCUGCGUCGGUCAAAACACCACCGAAACCGAGGGCCCCACCUCGGACCCCACCCCAAGUCUUUCUGAGCUUGUGACCUUUCCUCCAUACAUUUGGGGCAACCAGCCUUUCUUCUGCCCCCUGCAGCUCCAGGUGCCCUCCUACCUGAAUUAUCACUUCCUCGGAGUGAAGGACUGUGGCUCCCCCUGUGAGCCCUCCAAACCCAAUGGGUUGAUGUAUUUCCAAGAGGAUGAGCUAAAGUUUGGGCGGCUCUGGGUUGGAACCUGGUCUAUUCUAUGUUGUGUCAGCACCCUUUUCACUGUCCUCACCUAUCUGGUGGACAUGAAGCGGUUCCGAUACCCAGAGAGACCAAUCAUCUUCCUGUCAGGCUGCUAUUUCAUGGUGGCGGUGGCGUACAGCGCUGGCUUCCUGCUGGAGGACCAAGUAGUGUGUGUGGAUAGGUUUAAAGAGGAUGGCUACAAGCUGGUGGUUCAAGGCACCAAGAAGGAGGGUUGCACCAUCCUGUUCAUGAUCCUCUACUUCUUUGGCAUGGCGAGCUCCGUGUGGUGGGUGGUCCUUUCUCUCACUUGGUUCCUGUCUGCUGGGAUGAAAUGGGGUCACGAGGCUAUUGAAGCAAACUCGCAGUACUUCCACCUGGCAGCCUGGGCGGUGCCAGCGGUGAAGACCAUCACCAUCCUGGCUACGGGACAGGUGGACGGUGACCUGCUCACUGGUGUCUGCUACGUGGGGAUCUACAGCGUGGAUGCACUGCGUGGUUUCGUGCUGGCGCCUCUGUUUGUCUACCUCUUCAUCGGAACUUCUUUCCUGCUGGCUGGCUUUGUAUCACUCUUCCGUAUCCGCACCAUCAUGAAGCACGACGGCACAAAGACCGAGAAGCUCGAAAAGUUGAUGGUGCGAAUUGGUGUGUUUAGCGUGCUGUACACAGUGCCUGCCACCAUUGUCAUCGCCUGCCAUUUCUAUGAGCAGGCCUUCAGAUCGCAGUGGGAGGUAACCUGGCACAUGCAGACCUGCAAGCACUUUGCUGUGCCAUGCCCAGCAUCAAACUUUGCAUCAAACACGCCAGACUUCACCGUCUUUAUGAUCAAGUACUUGAUGACCCUUAUUGUGGGCAUAACAUCAGGGUUCUGGAUCUGGUCAGGGAAAACUCUACAGUCGUGGCGUCGUUUUUAUCAAAGACUGAUCAAUAGCAGCCAGGGAGAAACCACCGUGUAGUACCGAAGAAAUUAAAAACCUCUAACAGCCUGAGGUUGAUGGACUACUUGAGGUAAAGGAGACAUUAGUUUAGUGCUCAGUGGAUCUUUGAGUGUUUUGGAUCUCAGUGUACAUACAUGUAAGAAACUGUGUCAUAAAAUAGAAAAAAACUUCCUGAAAAUCUGACGUCCACUUCAUCUUUUUAACUUUUCAGACUCAAACUGGAUUAUCAGCCUCUGAAAAACUCAGUGACCUUUUUAUUUCAUGGGUCUGCCAUGGAUCUGGAAGUUUCCUGUUCUCUCUCUCUCAUUUUUUUAGAAGAAGGAAACAAACGAAGCAAAAAACAAAACAAAGCAAAACACCACUUUGAUCUAUGGAUAAACCUGAUUCAUUUGUCCAAAUCUUAAGAUGUGUUUUGUCCUCCCAAAAGAUCCAAAAGCCUUAAAUUCAUAUUAAAUAUUUCAUUUUUGUUCAAAGAUACUGGCAACAAUUUCCUCCAAAUUUCCCUGUAACUGAUUUCAUGAUUAAUAGAUUCAUUAAUUAGUUAUGGAUGGUUUAGUCUAUAAACAAUUGCUUUGUCUUGUUUGGUUUGCCGGUGGUUGAUCUGGACCUUCAUUUCAUUGCAUAUAUCGUUACAAGUAAAAGUGUUGCAUUCAAAAGCCUCCUUAGAUAAAAGCCAAGGAUGGACUCCAACUGUUCUACAUCAAUGAUGAUGUGGUUGGUUUUUUUUUUGUUAUUGUUGUUUUUUUUAAUAUGCUAUUUAUUUCCCUAUUUUGUUCAAAGAAAGCUUUACUAUAUUAACAUUGUAGAAACAUGAAAUAGGUUGUCGGAAUAACAACAAAAUUACAAAUGAGAGUGGUAAAAUUCAUAGAAAUUUAAAUUCAGUCCAAUUAUAAACUCAGCAGUUAUAAGAACAGCAGAAUAAACAUAAAAAAGUUUUUUUUUUGUCAUUUUGAUUUUUCUUUCUGUAACAGUGGUGUCAUGUGAUGUCGCCUUCUCUAAAACACAAACUCUCCCCGUCAGGCUGUGGCAGGGUUAGUUCAGCGAGAUGACAGGAAGACCAAGUUUUAACAACAAAAUCAGUAAAACUGAAUCUUUGGAAACAGCCUUGCACCAAAACUUUUUUAAUUGAAAAUUAUAGAUGCUUGAUGUUGGGAUAUGGGGGUUGAUAAUUAAAUAAAUGUUUUAUACUUAUUAUGUUUAUAACACAAUAAAACUGCGUGGAGGGGCAGACUAAAGCAAAAACAGAAUAAUAAUAUAAAAAUUCAGGGAAUGUGGCUGAAUUCUAGACCACUGUUCAUGGAAACUAAUAGAAGGCUAACCGGUAUGUGUUGAUUGUGGCUGUCACAAUAUCAGAAUAUCACUACAUCAUUUAUUCCAUGUUUUUGGCAACUAAAUAAAACUUAAAGAGCAAUUAUUUGGAUUCAAUGUAAGUUCCUGGCAUGAUAUUAGUGUUGUAUUUUCUGCCAUCAUAUUCAGUAUAUAGCAACAGCCAAGAGUGUGAAGUUCAACUGUGAUCCUUAUUAUUAAUGCAGACAUUUUGGACUCAUCAAUCUGUCUCAAUACUGCAUUUUGAAAGUCUGUUAUAAUAUAUAAUAUAAUAUACAGGCAUAAUUUUUAAUGACACUAUUUAAAGACUUAUACUAUUUUCGU